CCCGUGCCUUUAUGGAGUGAUUCGAUGUUUCGUCAAGGUAAAUACAAAGCGUGGAAAACCUUCAAGGAGAUUCGCCCCUGAAUCUGAGGACAAUGAAAACUGCUCAAAAGGAUUCCGUCUCUUAUCGAGUCCGAGUCGUUUCCCACACUCUCAUCGGUAUUCGAAUCCUUUAGACUAUCUCGUUUCCUAAUACUUCGCUAGAUAUGAGUGAUGAGUCCGAGGAUGACUACGAUCAACUCCGGCGACUUGACAUGCCGCUAAUCAGCACCCAGACCACUACUCUAAACACUUAUGGGAUACGGCCAGGAGGACAGCCAGCGUCGCUCACCGCUGUAAAUGUUCCAGGCACGACCGAUUUCGUGUUAGGGAUCGAUACUUGCGGUUUUACCACUGCUAGCACGGUCACUUGCAACUUUGGAUACGAGUGUACCAAUGUAGGAGGAUAUCGUGGUUGUUGCUUGCCUGGCGCUGGCGACUGUGCCUCUACAAUCUAUACAGACUGUGUCGACCAUGAUGAUAUUUCCAAUACGGCGGAAUGUGAAUCCCAAACAUUAUGUUGCCCCAGCUCACGUCCAUCCUGCUAUACUUAUUGGUUCGAUGACGACAGCGGCCCUCAGGACACAUUCAAACUCAUCGAUUGCCAGACAUUACGGGGAUUUGGGAUUUUAUACCCCUUUCCGCCAGAAAUGACUAUGACGUCGGAUACAUCGACAGUAUCAACACAAUACUCCGAGCCUACUAACUCGGAACAAGCCACAGCAGGGUCCGAAAGCGACUCUUCGACACCCGCGGGCACUAUAGCAGGCGCCGUAGUCGGCUCCGUCGCUUUUGUUAUCAUCUUGGUUAUAGUCGCCAUUCUCAUAAUCUGCCGACGUCGGUCUAAUAAGGCCGCUGCUACCGGUCCACCGGUCCCCAUGAAGAGUGCAGGGAGUUCGAUAGACACCGUGCCGACACUAGAAAAACAGCAGAGGCAGACAGCAGCAGCAGCAGCUAAACCAUCUCGGAGAAGCUUUCUUCGACCCCUCUCCAUGAUCCGGGAACACCCCCUCGCCAUCCCCAACCCCAACCCCACCCCUACACCAGCCUCCGGCAUCAGGCGCCACAAAUCCGCCGCGGCGCACCACAGCCCGCGGUCAAACUGGCCGCUCGGCCACCCGGGUAACCCGCUAGGCUCGCACCCGGUCGACGCGAACCUGCGGAAACGGCUGAGCGACAGCCGGCUCGGGACGGUGGGAAGUCUCCCUGGGGAGAGGGAUAUUGUUGCGGAACGCGGACACGAUACGCUUCGCGUGCCUGUUCUACAGUUCCCUCCUCCUCCUCCACCGCCACCCCCGCCGCCGGGAACUAGAUCCGUUUCGCCGCUUAAACCGACGCGUGGUGAUGAUGAUGAUGGUGAUUAUAAGGGAACGGGCGGCGGCGCCGUGACGCCUACCAGCGCCGCGGCCGCGGCCGCGCUCAAGAGUCCCCGGCUGCAGCACGCGCCCGUGUCGCCGAUCAUGAGCCGGGUUCUGGACGGGAUCGGGCCGCGCCGAGCCGCAAGCCAAGGUUCGACAUCCGCGUCCGUUUCAGCACCAUUUUCAGGUGCGAGACGCACCAGCACCGGCGGCGGCGCGAAUGCGGAGCCCGUGUCGCCGAUCGGAAGCGACGGGCGAGGAGAAGGGGAGGAGGGGUUGGAGUAUUUGCCGCGGGUUAGUUACAUGUCGACGUCGACGUUUGCGACUACGCGCGACAAAGCUUCGCGGCGUGACGAGCUGGUUUCGCCUAUAGGGGUGGAUGAGGCGGUGAGUGAUACGGAGGAGCUGGAGAGUCUGGUGACGGUUAGUCCGUUGGAGAGUCGGCGGGGGAGUAUGGAUUCGUAAAUGUGAUGUUGGUCAAUUUGGUGUUGAUAUGCAUUUUACUACUAUAGACGAUUGUCAUUUUUGCUUAUACAUAUAGCUAUUCGAUUGGGAUACAGACGGUAGCGUUUGUGUAAUUAGUGUGUCAUCUCGAGUACCAUUCAUGGUUACGUGUCAUUUAUGUAUAAGUCUAUUCCAUCGGGUUCCUUCUAUUGAUGCUGUAGAACAUCGGGUUACUGAACCACGUGCUUUUAGGGCUGUGAAGUACAUAGCAUUUGCUCCGAGUUGGGGUAUGGCAUGAUGAUGUAUGAGAUACCCGACCUCUAGGAGGACUAUGCUAUUAGUCAUUUUUGUCAACGCACACAAAUGUAAGAAAGACGGCGUCAUGAACAAUAUCGUUCUGUCAAGGAAAAGUGUGUUGCUAUUUGGAUGCUUCACCGUUAGCGACGAUACCAAGAGAGUGAAGUCAUUACAUGACGUCCAUAAAAAGGGGGAGAAUCUGGUGACGAAACUCUUGGGCUGUGCUGGUUGUCCAGCUCACCAACUGACAGCGGUCGAUCAAAUGCUACGUCGGGAGCUAUUUACGAAAUCACCCAAUUAGAAGUUCUUAAUUAUCUCUAUCGGCGCACUCUAGCACGCCUAGGCAAUCUCUUGGCCUUUUAAAUACGAGUCUUACCCGUCGUCAUCCCCAACUUGGC
Messenger RNA from Daldinia caldariorum, 2533 nucleotides. RefSeq lists its product as uncharacterized. The record is from RefSeq and is a predicted model, not a curated record. The transcript has 3 exons. The coding region runs from base 204 to 1859 and encodes 551 amino acids. NCBI's taxonomy places the organism in Eukaryota, Fungi, Ascomycota, Sordariomycetes, Xylariales, Hypoxylaceae.